Messenger RNA from Corythoichthys intestinalis (scribbled pipefish), 7331 nucleotides. It is a transcript of the gene eea1, whose product is annotated as early endosome antigen 1. Gene Ontology annotation, molecular function: 1-phosphatidylinositol binding; metal ion binding. Lineage: Eukaryota; Metazoa; Chordata; Actinopteri; Syngnathiformes; Syngnathidae. Gene Ontology annotation, biological process: endocytosis. The transcript is spliced from 30 exons. The record is from RefSeq and is a predicted model, not a curated record. Gene Ontology annotation, cellular component: early endosome. Bases 135 to 4337 code for a protein of 1400 amino acids.
AUAGCCAUGCCUCCCACGACCCGCCCCUUCCCAGUUCCUGCCUGGUCUCGAUCAGGUGUCUGUGCUACAGCGACGUAAACUUUCCAUCUGGGACGCAGAUUCGGGGUCGUGCCCGGACAAACGCGGACAAGGCCAUGCUUAGACGGAUAUUACAGAUGACUCCUGGGAAAGGAGGCUCCCAGAAUGCAGAGACAGAGCAGCCGAGCACAGAAGUUAACCAUGAUCAAACCUCAGAGGGCUUCAUCUGUCCUCAAUGCAUGAAGUCCCACAGUUCAGCAGAGGAUUUGUUCAAGCAUUAUCAGCUAUUCCAUGACACUGGAGACCUUCCAGCGCAUAUGGCCCCCACCAGAGAAGACCUCACAAUGUUGCGGCAGGAAGUUCAGGACCUUCAUACAUCACUUAAGGAAGAAAGAUGGUUCUCUGGGGAGCUGAAAAAGGAACUAGACAAAGUCCAAGGACACCUGAAGCAAAAUGAUGGGCAGAUGAGCUCAGAAGAUUCAGUAUUAGAAAAGAAGCUAAACGAAUCUGAGACUGAAAAAUUUAACAUUAAGCAGAUGAAAGAAUUGUUCGAGCAGAAGGCCGCCAUGCUGGCCAAAGAGGUAGUUGAUAUCAAGUCCCGUUAUGACGAAGAGAAGAGUUUAAGGGAGGCCGCUGACCAGAAACUUUCCAAUCAAACUGAACUUCUGCAGCAAGAGAAGAAAGAGAACGAGAGACUCCAGACCGAACUGCUGCAGCGUCCAGGAGUGGAGGACGUUGAGGUGCUGAAGAAAGAGCUUGUGCAGGUGCAGACACUAAUGGACAACAUGACUCGAGAGAGAGAGGAGGAGUCUGAGAGCCUCAGAAACCACUAUGAGCAGCUGCAGGCUAAAUUCACUACCUCAGAGAUCCGUAAACUGGAGGUGACAAUAUCCCAACUUAAAGAAGAGCUGGAAAAGGGUCCUCAAGAAGCAGCUGUCUAUACACAACAGAUCCACCAGCUGCAGGGCGAGCUGAAUAAUGUAAAACAGCAAUGCCAGAGUCUUUCUGAAAAGCUGGGACGCAAGGAAAAGGAAUAUGAGCAGUUAGAGGAGCAACUAAAGACAGAAAAGGCUGCCAAAAAGGAAGGUCAACAUAACCUGAGAGAGAAAGAGCGGGAACUCCUGGAGCUGCAGUCUCGAGCAACUGGAUUAGAAGCGUCACUGCACAAAGCCAAUGCAGAGUUUGGAGAGAAAGUUGAGGAGGUGACUAAGUUGAAAGGUGAAAUUACAGACUUGGAGGUGAAGCAUGCCGAACUGAGGGUUGAGCGGAAACAGUUGGAACAGCAGAGGGAAGAGAAGGACAGCCAAGGUGCUCAGCAGCAGACAGAGAUUGGUCAGCUCCAUGUAAAACUUCUGGAGGCAGAGAGGCAAGUGGGUGAGCUCCAAGGUCGUCUAAAAGAACAGCGACAGCUGUCGGGGGAGAAACUGAAGGACAGAGAGCAACAAGCAGCCGACCUUCAGCUUAAACUUUCACGUGCUGAAGAGCAGAUGAGGGAAGGUACGAGUAAGAAUACUGAUCUGCAGCACCAGCUGGAGAAAGCCAAGCAACAGCACCAGGAGCUGCAAGCAUUGCAGCAGAACACUAAUGGCAAACUCCGAGAGUCCCAGAAUGACCUGGAGCAGGUAUUACGGCAAAUUGGAGAUAAGGACCAGAAGAUCCAAAACUUGGAGGCCCUGCUGCAGAAGAGUAAAGACAUUGUGAGUCAGCUGGAAGCCGAAAGAGAAGACUUGUGUGCCAAGAUUCAAGCCGGGGAGGGAGAGACGGCUUUGCUUAACCAACUAAAAGAGAAAAACCACACACUACAGGAACAGGUAACCCAGUUGACGGACAAGCUGAAGAAUCAGUUCGAGAGCAACAAACAGGCCCAGGACAAUUUACACAAACAAGUUCAGGAGCAGAAAACUCUCCUGCGCUCAUCCCAGGACCGGGCCCACACCCUGGAAACGUCUGUCAAUGAACUUACUGCCCAACUUGGAGACAGCAAGGAGAAGGUGACCCAGCUGGACUCUCAGCUAAAGGCAAAAACGGAGAUGUUACUCUCUACAGAAGCAGCCAAGGCUGCACAGAAGGCCAACAUGGAGAACAACUUGGAGUCUUCUCAGCACGCAUUGCAGGACAAGCAGCAGGAGCUGAAUAAAGUCCAGAAGAAAGUGCAGGAACAGACACAGAGGAUCAAGGAAAGACAGGAACAGUGCAACCAGCUGGAAGCCUCUUUGAAGGAAUACAAGGACAAACAUCUGGCCUCGGAGCAGUACGGAGAGAGGCUGGAGGGGCUCAAUAAGAAACUGGAGGCACAGGUCAUGGAGGUGCAGGCUGCAAGGGAUCAAACCCAGCUAGAGGUGAAGAAUUUACAGAAGGAGCUGUCGGAAGCCAAACAAAAAGCAACUGAGCUGCAGCUUUUGCUCAACAAUGAAAAAACAGGGAAUGUGGCACUACAGGAGGAAAUAAAUAUUAAGACCACCUCUUUGAGUGACAGCCAAAAACAGCUGGAGAGCUGCCAGCAGGACAAAGCUGCCCUCGAGCUCAAUUUGGUCAAGUUGACCCAAGAAGGGGAGGCACAGCACGCAGAAUUGCAUAAGAAAGCACAAAGCCUUGCUGCAGAAUUACUGAAGGCCCAACAGGAGAAAGAAACUCAAAAGACUGAGCUGAUCUCUGCUCAGGAAAGUCUCGGCAAGACCAGAAAAGCUCUGAAAGAAUGUCAGAGUCAACUGGACACUGAGCGGAAGAAUCAAAAGACAGCCAUGGCGGAAAAGGAAGUGUCGUAUGAAAAGGCAAAGCUGGAGCUUCAGCGGAAUAAUGAAAGCAUAAGCAAGGCAAUGACAGAAACCAAACAACAAUUGGAGCAGAUGAGAGAGGUAGAGAAGAAGCUAAAAGUGCAGUUAACAUCGUUGGAACAGCAGAACUCAAAGACUCUGGAAGUGUUGAAAGAGAAGGACCAAAAGCUGGAAAAACUGGAGGUGCAAUUUAAGACUGCCAGUGGAAGUCAUGAGGAGGAGAUAAAAAAGCUAAAAGGACAAGUCGGCGAGUUACAGAAAGUCAGUGUGACGAAAGAGGAGGAAGAGCGGCAGUUGAGGGAGCAGGUCACAGAGGUCAACCAGCAGCUGUCUUCUGAGCGGAGCCGGACAGCAGAUCUACAAAAGGCAUUAGAGCAAAGUCUCCAAAGCCUCACUAAGAUCCAGUCUGACUUGUAUGGCAAAGAGUCUGAGAUUUCAGCACUACAUCAAGAUAUUAAAGUAUCUGAGGAGAAGUUACGCUUAAGCCAGGAAGAGAGUGCAGCAAACCAGACUCAUCAGACUGCCUUGGAGAAUGAGAUCCAGGAACUGAAGAAGAGUCGUGGCUCUCUAGAACAGGAGUUAGCUAGUCGAGAUCAGACACUCAAACAGCUAGAGAAGACAUUGAAAGAACUCCAGAAACAACAGGGUCAACUUAAGGCCAACCUAGAGAAGGAGAGGAGCAAAAUGGAGGAGCUGCUCAAAAUCAAAAGUAAUCUGGAAAAGAACAACGGCAGAUUGACUUCAGAGAUGAAAACGCUAUCAGAGAAAAAUGACAAGGAGCUGCGAGAGCUGCUGGAAGCCAAGCAGCUUUUGAUCCAGCAGAAGCUGGAGCUGCAGGCCCAGGUGGAGCUUGGGCAGAGUGCCCUACAACAGGAACAAAAGGAGCACCAGACAACCAGGGACAACAGGAGCCAGAGAGAGCAGCAGCUUCUCUCCAAAGUUAAGGAGCUCCAAGAUCAGCUGGCGUCUGAGAAGCGAGCCAAAGAUGAUGAAGUGAAGCGCGGCGAGGAUGCGGAGGCGAAGCUGGGCGUCCAGGUGGCGGCCCUGAAUGAAAAUGUGGCCACGCUGAAACGAGAGUGGCAGGCAAGCCAGCGACGGGUCUCAGAGCUCGACAAGCAGACUGAUGAGCUGAGGGGGGAGAUCGCAGUGCUGGAGGCCACUGUGCAACACAACCAGGAUGAAAGACGAGCACUUUUGGAGAGGUGUGUAAAGGGCGAAGGAGAAAUCGAGAAGCUUCAGACCAAGGUAAUGGAACUGAGACGCAAAGUUGAUGACACGACAGCGGCCAUGCAGGAACUGGGCCGAGAGAAUCAGUCCCUACAAAUCAAGCAGUCUCAGAGUCUCACCAGGAAGUGGGCAGAAGAUCAUGAGGUGCAGAACUGCAUGGCGUGUGGGAAAGUUUUCUCCGUCACUAUCCGAAAGCACCAUUGCAGACACUGUGGGAACAUUUUCUGCGCCGAGUGUUCGUCAAGGAACGCCCUGACGCCGUCCUCAAAAAAGCCUGUGCGGGUCUGCGAGACGUGCUUCGAAGAGCUCCAAGGCUGAGUUGGCGCUCGAGGAACUAAAACGAAGUUGUCUGUCUCCGAUAAGAUGUGCACUAAAAAGGACAGACCCCGUGAGGAGAAAGGGGGGUCCGUUGGAAAGGUAUCAGGGUCACGUGAUGUGGGAGUGCUUGGAUAUGGGUGUAUGGAUUUUGUGCCUUGGCUCAUUAUGUGAACGGCCACGAGGUGGCGACACAAGCAAGUAAACGCCCCCCCAUGGCUGAAGUUGUCAUCAUGUUGCAGUGCUGUGCUUUUUGUCAUGAAGGAGUCAUUGGGCAAGUCAUUUUUGGUGCAUCUCUUGAAUUACUGAAUGUUGCCUUUGUGUGGCAGCCUGUAUGUGUGUAUUUGUUGACAUUGUUUAUCAUGACCAAAGAAUGUGUGGAGAGAAACAAGAUUUUCAGUAUUUUAUGUUAUCUAAUUGUUUUUAACAGCACUGCACGCCGUGUAUGACUUUCUCUUAAAUGGUCACAUUUGUUUUUGAGUUCAAAUGUUUCAAUAGGCGGUGCUUCUUUAAUUGCAAACUGGUAAUGCAGUCAUUUAUGUGCCUGCAUUUUUGCAUUCACUGUCUAGUGAUGUCAGGAUGCACGCUUUGAGUAAAGCAGUUUUGCUCAUCUCUUGAUGCCUGUAUGAAUAUAAUUUAUGACCGCAAUUGUCAGUCUUUAGUUUUGUCUUUGGUGUCCAAACACUGUAAAAGGCUUUAAGAGUAUAAAACGACAUUAGACAUAGAUUGUCCAUUUGUUUCAACUCUUGUUUAAUGUCUACCUCAGAUUGGCAUGGGAAGGGGAGAGGACUAAUCUUUAAAAAAGUCAUGUAUCAUUCUAUUCACGGCUCCCUAUCAUGUAAAAUAACAAUUUCUGCCCUCAUAUGUAUUAUAAACAAUGGCUGACAUAUCUUUGUAAAAUGCUAUCAACAAGGGAAAGGAAAUGUGUAAAAUUUGUGCGAGUGUACCGUUUUCUACAGAUGUAGAUUAGACACUGAACCGUGGCUUUCUUUUUGAUUUUGCUGUCACGUGACGAUUGGCCUAACAAUGAUUAACAGGAAUGUUACUUGGGGUUGCGAGCAACGCCGUUGGUUGAUGCAGGAAACUGUGAACGAAGGUCAAGAUGGGCAUUGAGGAGACGUUGAAGUGACAAAGCAAAAUAAUCCAUGCCCACUUGAAUCUGUUCAUUUUGUAAUUGUUCACAAUGACAAACGUAAAUAAAACAUUUAUCAUGUGCGUGUGCAAUCUUUGACUUGGAAAGUCUGACAGCAUGAAUACCGUAAUUUUCUAUAAGCCGCUACUUUUCUCCACUUUGAAUCCUGUGGCUUACAGUCCAGUGCGGCUUAUUUAUUUGGGUUAAUCGGUAACACUUUAUUUGACAGCGGUGUCAUAAGACUCAUCGGACCGUCAUAAUUAUGACAUGACACUAUCAUGGGCAUUACUGAAUGCUUAUGACAGAUGUCAUUGUCAUCUGGCAAAUGAUGUCACUAACUCCAUUUAUGUCCAGCUUGGAUCUUUUACAUCCUUUCAGAAGUGAGAUAAUUUGCCAGAUAACGCAAAAUGACAUCUGUUUUAAGCAUUCAUUAUUGAUCAUGACAGUAUCAUGUCAUAAUUAUGAUUGUGUGACAAUUAAUGAUACUGGAACAGUGAAGAAAUAAUUAGCACAGAACAUUUUUUUAUUUACAUCUGUAGCGCUGAAAUGCAUGCUAGGAGGCAUGUUGGACAACAGUGUUGACAGGUUGAAGCAGACGUUGACGGUCUCCCUCAAGGGAGCAUUCAUGGCCAAAUGAAGCUCCUUGAAGCAAUGAUGGUUCAUUUGGUCUUAUGACUGUCGUUUGAUGCUAUCGAAGUGUUGCUGGUUAAGAUCUUUUGGUGUAAAUAUCCCAUAAUUCAAUGAGGACAGCUGCGGUUUAUAGUCCAGUGCGGCUUAUCUAUGAACAAAUGCCGUUUUCGUGCCAAAUUUGAUGGGUGGCGGCUUAUAGUGCGAAAAUUAUGGUAUACAGAAAAAUGGUUCCAAAAUUUAAUAUCUUGACCUUAGCCAAUGCGAAAUGAGGCAAAUAUUUGUGUAAUGAAUGAUGACAAAAAUGACCAGCCAAAUGAAGUUUGAACGCAAAUAUGACAAUUUGAACUCAUCCACAUUGCAAAUCAGGCCAAGAUGCGCCAUAAGUUUGUUUAUAUUUACUGUUUCAUGCACAUUUUUUUUUUUUUUUUUUUAAACCAUUCACUCACUGCCAUUGAUGGUCCUAAACGUCCAGUCGAUUUUGUGUGAGAGGGUUAAAUGAAUGUUCAUAAACUACUGAAAUGAACAGUCAAAAUGGUUUGGAUGCCUGGCGCCGUCAAUGGUACUGAAAAAUGAGCAUUCUUCAGAGGUUGGGUAGAGUAGCCAAAAAUUGUACUCAAGUAAGAGUAGCGUUAGUCAUCCAAAAAAUGUAUUCUAGUAAAAAAGUAUGGUGAAAAUGAGUAACAUUGUAACGGCUUACAAAUGUGAUUUUUCUUUCUCAGCACAGUUAUCGAUAUGAACUGUUGUUAGAAUUAUAAUCUACAAUAACCUAUUAUAUAACCGAAUUAAGCCAAAAAAAAAAAUACUAAGGAAAAAAAUGACGAAGCAUGAUUUGUCCAAAAAGCAUGAGUGCCCUCUGACAGAGAAAAUAGGUACUAAUAUGAAAUUAAAAGGCUCAUAUCUCCAGUUUUCCGUGGUCAAUCUGUCAAAUAAGGACUGGGAGAGAUUAAAAUCCACGCUUUCCAGUUAUGUUGAGGGCAGCGCUCUAUGUCAAAUACUUUUUAACAGUGCUUUAAAGAUGCAACGUGAUUGAACAGGCUGCUGUGAUCAUAGAACGGCAAGCUUGCAAUCUGAUUGGUAUAAUAGUCAUGUGAUUAUUGUGUUGAAAUGGGUAGAGCUACUCUUGGCAUCGCUGGCCAAAAAAGAUAUCAAAUAUGAACAAUAAAGAGGAAAAAUGAAACGAUUCUUCUGUAGGCCAAAGUAGCGGAGUGAGAGUUGUUUUUUUCUUCACAAAUCUA